AUACAGGCUGUCUGUCUGCCUGCCCCUUCAGAGGCAGCAGAGCAGCACGCUGCUUCUUGCACACACCCUCACUCAUGCAGAGUGCAGAGGAGUUGGAGGCUCCAGCCUAGUCAGCAGGUCUCACACACGCUUGCAUGUGUAUGUAUACGGAGCUGAAACUUUACUAGAGACACACUCGCACACUCUUCCCUCCUCCUUUCCUCUGUCCUGCUCUCCUCUUUCUCUUUACCCCUCCUCUAGCACACCUUUGUGUUGUUUUCCUUGCCCCUCUUCCUCUCCCCUCCCUCUUCAACCUCACUAGUUUUCCCUCUGCUCUGUCCGAUGUGCUCAGACUGUGGUCAGUGUGCGAACUGAAGGCGUGCAGGGCGAGAUGCUGUUGAUGCUACAGCUGUUUGGGCUCCAUGUGUCCUUCAGGGCCCACUGAAGAAGACAAGACUGCAAGUGAGCCAGGGACCUUCAACACAAUACUCUGAGGAAGCUACAACUAUCAUUUUUACCCCUUUUUCCAGGCAGUUGCAUUUUCAAGACUCUGGAAUUAAUUGUGCUUUUAAAGACUUAGAGAGAAAAAAAGAAGAAAAAAAACAAUGAGGACCAAGUUGUGUAAUCUGGUUGCACAACUUUUUCUCUUAGGAGAGUUGCUAUCUGUGGUGGACAGCAAAGGAACUUUCUAUGGAGGCCAUGUCAACCCUUUCUAUGGAAACAGAUACAACCUAUACAAGGCUGGACUCAACCCUCACCAUUCACCAAACAAGCCCAUGACCCGUCACAAAAACCACUGUGCCUACGUGGUGCAGAAGAACAUCACAUGCACCAUGCAGGAUGGAGUGGCUACCUACGUGAAGGCUGAGUACACCACCAAGUGCAUCUGGGGUCAGAAGUGUCCUGUUGUCAUGUACAGGACAUUCUACAAGCCAAAGUACAAGGUGGGUUUUAAGACGGUGACUGAGCUGGAGUGGAAAUGUUGUCCCGGCUACUCUGGAGAAAACUGCUACGAUGGACCCACAUCGCUGCCUGACGUCAUGAUACCACCUUUUAAUGGUGGGGGUGUGCCCCAUCGCCCAGGGAUGAAGGGAUUCCCCCAUGGCCCAAGACCCCCCGUGGACCACAGGCCUGGAGGAGGCCAGCUGGAGCCUGGCAAACCCUUCCCCGGCGUGUCUGACCACAGACCAAUACCAACAGGACAGCUGCCUACUGGGAACGGAAAACCAAACUAUGGAAACAAAUUUGGGAUUUCAGGAGUGACUGGUGAACGUUUGGACCAUAUGGAGGAGGACCUACGCCGCCUCACCCAGGGUCUAGACACUCUCAACGGGGUAGUGGCUGGCCUUGAGGAGCGACUGCGAACAUCUCUCAGGGAAGAUACCAACAAAAUCCUGGUGUCCCUGCUACCAAACACUCCUCGUGUGCCCGACUCCACAGUGGGAUUUGGGGUGAUCCCAGAUGGGACUCCUGAUGGACUGGAAGGAGGAGAAAGCUUCACUGGAUUUGGAGACUUAGCAGGGAGGGUGACAGAAGUGAAGGAUGAGCUGCGAGCCAAAACUCACAUUUUAGAAGAGAUUAAGGGGAUGGUCCUGGGUCAUGACAGCCAGCUGAAGAGGCUGUUGGAAGGAGCUAGAGGCAGGCCCAUCCCUGGCCACAGCUCCACUAUUUAUCUGGACGAGAUCCUGGACGCCAAGCUGGCCGACGUGCGGGCUGAGAUCCUGGAUGGCUUUGAGCGCCGUCUGACCGGUCUGGAGAGCCAAUGUGAUGAGAAGAUUGGGGCGGUGCAGAACCAGUGCCAUAAGGAGCACAUGGAUGGCCAGGAGCAAAUGCAGCAGUCUCUGGAUGGAAGAGAGACCGGGCUCAGGGAGGAGUUGGGCUCUUUGCAGGCUCAGAUCCAGGGCCUAACUCUCACUGAAAGCUGCUGUGGACAGGUGAACAGUCUCUCCCAGCGUGUGUUGCUGCUGGAGGAGUCAGUUAAAGGCUUGACAGAAUCUCAGAGACAGCUCCAGACUGCCCUCACUGACCAGAGCAUACACGUAGAGACACUUAUCGAGACCCGCCUGGUGGACAUAGAGGGCCGCCUUAAUGCCACAGAGGGUGGACCUGAUGGAGUAGCAGGGCUCCCUGGUGGUCUGGAUGGCUUCAAGACCAUGCUGGAGGACAAGCUGAAGACCCUGGAGGAGAGAGUGUUUGUGGCCGUUGAGGAGCUGAGUAAUGCCACUGCUCCGGCACUCCUGGAGGGUCAGGUUGUCCCGGCACUGGAGACAGAGAUCGAGUCUGUGAGGAGGAGAAUGGAGGGAGACCUGGAUGGCAUUCAGAAACAGUUAAUAGAUCUGGAGCUCCUCUGCACCUCUUCCUGCUCACCCUCCACCCCACCAGCAGGGGGUAUCAGUGUCACUGAAGUAGAGGAGGUGUGUGAGGGGAUGGGGAAGAAGAUGACUGACCGCCUUGACUCCCAUUCUAACCAGCUGAACCACCUAAACAACACCCUGCAGAACCUGCUCUUCCAUAUCGCCCAGGAGGACACGGAGGGCACCGUCCAAGGAGAGAUCACCCUGCUGAAGGUUAACAUCAACUCUGUGAACCGCUCUCUAAAGGGCCUAAAGGACUCUAUUCGAUUCAUUGCAAGUGAAGUGGGCCACGCUAACGCCACCUGGGAGCAGAGAGAGCACCAGAUAGUCAACCAGGUUCAAGGAAUCACCAAACUAGUGGGCCACCAAGCCUCUCUCCUGGGGGCCGGGGAGAGGCGGCUGGCCCAGCUAAAGGGAGAGCUUAUGGCCUUGAAGAGACGGCUGGCUGGGGAGCUGCAGGGCUGCCGGAGCACAGCGAUAGAAGUACAGAGGGAGGUGAAGGAUGUUGAUAGCAGGGUGAGCCAUGUGGAGGGCCAGUGCAGCAGCCUGGGGGAACUGGCAGAGCAACUGGAGAGGAUCAGAGCAGAGCUUGAGAGACACUCAGACUCCUAUCUGGCCGAGGUGAAUGGCACCCUGGCCGUCCAUUCAGAACAGCUAGCUGAGCUGAAAGGCGAGGUCAAAGACUGCAACAAGGAAGCAGCCAAUCAAAAAGAAGACCAGUAGCAUCUGAGCUACAGAAUUUAUUCAAAAAAUAAACUUAUGUGUGCUAUUCAUUAGGCUCAAGUGACUUCCUCUGCUUCUCUGCUCUCUCUUUCAAAUCCCAUCUGCGCAGAUGCAAAUUAAAUGAACCGGCAAAAGUCAUUUCCCAUAAGCUCUCCCAACCCAGUGCCUCUAGGUGUCCUGGGUAUUUAGUUUAGUGAAAUGAGGAGAGGAAGACACAGAAUACAGAGACACACCUAUGGUUGUAUAGCUGAGCAAUAUUUCCCCUUGAGAUUUUAUUGUAUAGGGCAUUUGUUUAUUUCCUCUGAUCAUAUUUUGUUUUCACAUUUGACCUUUUUUAACUUAUAUGAAGUGACUGCAUUGUUAUGAUGUUAAACUGUUUGUAUUAGAGAAAUGAUUAAACAAGUGGAUGAUAUGGGAUUAAUAUGCUGCUACGGGUUUCUACUGACAAGGACACUUGACAUCCUCUGUUUUUUUUAAAAUACUGUAAGUCAACAUGGUGCUAUUUACAAUUUUGUAAACCUCUGUGUCACACGUUUAAAAAAAAAUACGUAUUUCUGCUUUGA
Molecule: messenger RNA, 3619 nt
Organism: Sander lucioperca (pikeperch)
Lineage: Eukaryota; Metazoa; Chordata; Actinopteri; Perciformes; Percidae
Gene: emilin3b
Product: EMILIN-3
Exons: 6
Coding region: 585-3056 (823 amino acids)
Cellular component (GO): extracellular matrix
Molecular function (GO): protein binding
Source: RefSeq, a predicted model, not a curated record